AGUCUGUGCGCGCGCGGCGUUUCCUACACACUUCACCAGCAGCACCAGCAGCAGAGCAGUUCAACUCAAGUCAAAUGUAGUUUAAUCCCCAGUCGGAUAUCUCAUUUGUGUGUGUGUGUGUGUGUUUGUGUGUUUGUGUGUGCGUGCGCGCGCGCGCGUGUGUGCUGAUAAACCUGUAGUCGCAUUAUACUGACAUGGGGAACGGAGUAAAUAAGGUGCUGCCUGACCUGUAUUUGGGCAACUUUAAAGAUGCCAGAGACAGGGAGCAGCUGGCGAGAAACAACAUCACACACAUCCUGUCCAUUCAUGACACAGCGGCUCCCAUAUUACAAGAGAUGACCUAUCUCUGCAUCCCGGCCGCUGAUCUUCCCACGCAGGACCUGAAGAAGUAUUUCAAACAGAGCAUCAUGUUCAUGCAUGAGUGCAGGUUGAAAGGAGAAGGAUGUCUGGUCCACUGUCUGGCGGGUGUGUCUCGCAGCGUUACACUGGUCGUGGCUUACAUCAUGACAGUGACGGGUCUGGGCUGGCAGGAGGCGCUGGCCGCGGUCAGGGUGGUCCGACCCUGCGCCACACCCAACCCCGGCUUCCAGAAACAGCUGCAGGAGUUUCAGAGCACACAGGCGGAAGAGUUUCGGGAUUGGUUGAGGAGGGAGUAUAAAGAUUGUCCCUUUAACGACGAGGAACACGUCCACAACCUGCUGGCCCGGACCUCCAGCACCGGCGUGGGAACCGAGGGCAAACCCGUGGGCGUGUGAAGCCGGAGCGGUGAUGAAGAGCCGGGUUCCACCUUCAUCACUGAUGAUCACUGUGCUGCUUAGGAUGAGAGACCACGUCUCCGUGCUGUGUUUGGCGACCGCUUCAUUUCCGUCCUGACUUCUACGACUUUUCCUUAAACUUAUUGCUUCUUUUGUACAGAAAAACGAUGCUGAUGGUUUUUACUGGAAAAUAAAUACGAUUCAUCGUUGCACACGA
Messenger RNA from Hemibagrus wyckioides, 972 nucleotides. RefSeq names its product dual specificity phosphatase 22b (gene dusp22b). Gene Ontology annotation, molecular function: protein tyrosine/serine/threonine phosphatase activity. Gene Ontology annotation, biological process: regulation of cell population proliferation; positive regulation of JNK cascade; protein dephosphorylation. NCBI's taxonomy places the organism in Eukaryota, Metazoa, Chordata, Actinopteri, Siluriformes, Bagridae. The record is from RefSeq and is a predicted model, not a curated record. The transcript has 7 exons. The coding region runs from base 195 to 755 and encodes 186 amino acids. Gene Ontology annotation, cellular component: cytosol.